This is a messenger RNA of Lycium ferocissimum, 1940 nucleotides long. RefSeq names its product UDP-D-xylose:L-fucose alpha-1,3-D-xylosyltransferase MGP4. Bases 456 to 1544 code for a protein of 362 amino acids. The record is from RefSeq and is a predicted model, not a curated record. NCBI's taxonomy places the organism in Eukaryota, Viridiplantae, Streptophyta, Magnoliopsida, Solanales, Solanaceae. Gene Ontology annotation, cellular component: Golgi apparatus. The transcript is spliced from 4 exons. Gene Ontology annotation, molecular function: glycosyltransferase activity.
UCUACCCAAAAAACCUACGGGUAAAUGAAAUUUGAUUAUUUGAAAAAUUAGACUGAUUACAUGCCAAAACUCUAAAAACAGACCAGACUGAUAGAGAAAAAUGUAAAACAUUUUACUUAUCAGUGCAUUCAUUUAACCUCGAACUUCCAUCCAGAAAAUCUGAUCAAAGUAUAUCAAACAAAACAAGAAUUUCAUAAAAUAUUCUCUCUUCUUUUAUUUUCACAGUCACUGGCAAACCCCUCUUAAAAAUAAAUUCAUUUGAGCCAACACCAAGAAAUUAAACUCAGCGAGUGGGGAUCCGGUUCAUAGUGUAAGUGUUUUCAAUCCCAGUUCCCAUCUCAGAUCUGUGUCUGAUCUAAUACAAUUUUGCCAACUACUUUCUUUAUAAUUCCACAGUGCUAACUUCCCUUUUUCGCUAGCUCGCAAUUCAGCAUUUUCUUGUAAAUCUAUCAACAAUGUCAUCAACAUCUUUACACCAAAGACCUCUUCACAAUCCUCUCACAGACUCAAAUCCAUUAUCCCCACCAUCUUCUCAAACUUCCCAAAAACACACUUCUUUUCUUCAAAGCCGAACCACCCUUUUGUUCCUUCUUUCUCUUUUAGUAAUUCUUGGAGUUCUCUAUCCAUACAUUCAAUUUCCUCAAAAUGGGUUUCUCUCUUACACCUCAAAAUCCAAUCUUUUUGAAUCCAAAUGGCGUGACUAUUCUUUGCCUAAAGCUGCAGCCUUUGUGGCUAAGAAUAAUACACUUAUAGUAUGUAUUGUUAGUGAACCUUACUUACCCUUUUUGAAUAACUGGUUGAUUAGUAUUGUGAGACAAAAACAUCAUGAGAAAGUUCUUGUUAUUGCUGAGGAUUAUCCUACUUUGUUUAAGGUUAAUGAAAGGUGGCCUGGUCAUGCUGUGAUUAUUCCUCCUGUUUUGGAGUCCCAAACUGCUCAUAAGUUUGGAUCUCAGGGAUUCUUCAACUUUACGUCCAGAAGGCCUCGGCAUCUUCUGCAAAUUUUGGAGCUUGGUUAUAAUGUCAUGUACAACGAUGUUGAUAUGGUUUGGUUAGCGGAUCCAUUUCAAUAUUUAGAAGGAAAGCAUGAUAUAUACUUCAUGGAUGACAUGGCUGCGGUAAAACAUCUGAAUCACUCUCAUGGUUUGCCACCUCCAGGGAAGAAGGGUCGGCCUUAUAUCUGUAGCUGCAUGAUCUAUGCACGACCCACCAAUGGAGCAAAACUAGUUAUGAAAAAGUGGAUUGAGGAAAUGCAGAUUCAACCAUGGUCCAGAGCAAAGAAAGCUAAUGACCAGCCAGCUUUUAAUUGGGCAUUGAUGAAAACUGCUGAACAGGUUGACAUGUAUCUGCUUCCUCAGUCAGGAUUCCCAACGGGUGGUCUAUACUUUAGAAACAAGACUUGGGUGAAGGAAACUAAGGGAAUGCAUGUUAUUAUUCAUAACAACUACAUAGUCGGUUUUGAGAAGAAGACAAAACGUUUCCGUGAUUAUGGUCUCUGGUUGGUGGAUGAUUAUAGCUCUGAAUCUCCACUUGGCAGAUUAGACUAGAUAGGAAGAGAGUAAAAAGACCCCAUGAUGUCCUUUUGGCAAACCAGCAAAGCUAUUAUUUGAACAGCAGCUUCUCUCUUCCCUAAAGGCUUUGGAAGUUUUAGGAGCUGGCGGACGUGCAUUGCCAUCUCUCAAAUCAUUUCAUUCAGUUGAUAUGAUGUGAUGCUAAACGAAAAUGCAUAGAUUUUGUAUUUCCACCCCGGAUUUGUUGAGAACUCUGCUAUUGUUUAUCUAAUGUUUGCUUUGUUCUCAUAAAAAAUGAGUCUGCAUUAGGGACUCCAAAAAAUGCUCUAUUUUUUGCUCUUUAUACUCCAAUAUUGAUUUGUAUAAUUGUAUCUGUUCUGUAUACAAGACACAGUAAUUUGUGUAAUACUGAGAGAAAUCUUUAGUUAACAA